Messenger RNA from Spinacia oleracea (spinach), 1539 nucleotides. RefSeq names its product F-box/kelch-repeat protein At3g23880-like. Bases 105 to 1295 code for a protein of 396 amino acids. NCBI's taxonomy places the organism in Eukaryota, Viridiplantae, Streptophyta, Magnoliopsida, Caryophyllales, Amaranthaceae. The record is from RefSeq and is a predicted model, not a curated record. Gene Ontology annotation, molecular function: protein binding. The transcript is spliced from 2 exons.
UGAAGCUUACACCCUAGAUUGACCUUGACCCCUAAGCUGUUCAAUCUUGAUCCUGGAUCCAUCAAAGUAAGUUGUGCGCAGAUCUAAUCUGUUCUGAAUUUCUGAUGACGAAAGACGUAAAACAACUCGGAGAAUUACCGAAGGAUGUUCAAGUUAACAUCCUGACAAGAUUGCCUGCUAAGUCUGUUAAACGGUUCAUGUAUACUUGUAAAUCCAUGUUCUCUUUGUCGACAACUCUAGAUCUCAUGGAUUUAACCAACACACAAAGUCGCAAUACCGAGUACCAUAUCUACUCUCGUUGCAGUAAUGAUGGCGAACAAUCUUUUAUCUUAUGUAAAGAUGAUACAUCUUCAUUAAUCAGAGAUGAAAAGGCCAUUAAUAAUGUACCUGUUACUGCAACCCACUACUUUGUGGGUUCUUGUCAUGGAUUGGCCUGCUUUGCGAAUAUCUUUAAUCUUGAAGAUUUAACCUUAGUUGUUUGGAACCCUUUUUUAGGUAAAUCAUUAAGCAUCCCUAUUACUCCUCUAGCCUCCAAUACUAGGGGAUGUAGUGCAUUAGGGUUUGGUUUUGAUCUCUCCUGUAUCGACUUCAAGGUUGUCAGAAUCGGGAUUCAUAAUAACACUAACACCCGUAUUUGGGCAGAUGUUUAUGCAUUAGAUUCGGCUACUUGGAAAACGGUCCGUGGAUCACUUUCACACCCGGUAUCGAAGAUUAUGGACAAAGGAAUAUUUGUCAAUGGAGUUCUACAUUGGAUUUUGGAACGGAAACAACAACAGCAACAACAACAACAACAACAACAACAACAACAGUAUGUGUUGGUGACAUACAAUCUAAGCAAGGAAGUUUUCGGGGAGAUUGAUGUUGCUGAGUAUAUUGUUGAUAAAAGUAUGAACCUAACGAAACUUGUAAUAAGAGGAGAGGAGAAGCUUGCAAUAUACCACAAUGAUCACAUAUGUAAUGUGUGGGUGAUGGAAGAAUAUGGUGUGAUUGAUUCUUGGAAGAAACUUUGUUCAGUUGAUUGUAAAGAGGCGUAUGGGAAGGUCUUAAAUGUUGCGGCUAGCGGAAAAAUUGUCUUGUCAAAGAGUGACGGAGAAUUGAUAUUGUUUGAUCCAACCAAUGAAAAAACCACAUUAUUAAACAAAAACAAGACUAUGACGCUUGAUUAUGAUUAUAUAGGGCCUUACGUGGAAACCCUAGUUUUACCGGGCUACCAACAUCAUCAAACAUUCUCAUACUCCUCGUCCAACUCUAUGAACAAGAGAAAGAGACAAAAGUGCAGUGGCUCGAUCUUUUAGAGAUGGACGUACUUUGCUAGUUUGAGCUAGCGUGUCUGGAUCCAAUUGGAAGGGAGCUAUCAGCAACUUUUGUUUAUUUUAUUCCUGGGAAUUAAUUAUUAUGUGAGGAAUAUUUAGUUACUAUGAACCAUGCAAAACGUUACUAUUUCAAUUUCAAUGUUUUUCAGCUGAAAGUUGACACUUUUCAUGUAUUAUAUAUGGUUGAUGAUUUUGUUUCCACAAACGUAACUUUUUUUUUGUCUGU